Molecule: messenger RNA, 2475 nt
Organism: Magnolia sinica
Lineage: Eukaryota; Viridiplantae; Streptophyta; Magnoliopsida; Magnoliales; Magnoliaceae
Product: protein FAR1-RELATED SEQUENCE 5-like
Exons: 3
Coding region: 187-2451 (754 amino acids)
Biological process (GO): regulation of DNA-templated transcription
Molecular function (GO): zinc ion binding
Source: RefSeq, a predicted model, not a curated record
GUUACUUCCUCAAAUCUAAAUCCUUGGCUGUUUUCCCCAAAUUCAGAGGGGGAGAGAAGAGUCAGUGAGGGAAUUGCGAGGGUUUUCUAUUAUUGGUAUUUUUUAUGGCGGAUUCUUCGGAGAGAAGGAGUGUCAGAUUCUGCAUUCGCAACCUCUGAUACAAGCUGUUCGCCAUCUUAUGCCAUCAUGGAAAACACCAGAAACCAAGAUAACGCAUUUGUGGAAUUUCAUAUGCAUCCUCAAGAUGAUGCAACAGAUUGUCGCGUGGCUACGGACAUCGAACCUUUCGUUGGUGAUGACAGUGUAAUGAUGGAAACUUUUGAAGGAGAUGCAGAUAUUGAACCAUAUGAGGGUAUGGUGUUUGAAUCCGAGGAUGCUGCGAGGAUAUUCUACAAUGCAUAUGCAAGGCGUGUUGGUUUCGGCAGCCGUAUUAGUAGGAACCGCCGUUCAAGGAAAGAUGGAAAGACCAUUGCUCGGAGAUUUGUUUGUUGCAAGGAGGGCUUUCGUGCAAAGAAACAUCAAAACAAAGAAAACAGAGUUAAGCGGCCUCGAGCGAUCACUAGGGAAGGCUGUCAAGCGAUGAUGAUGGUCAAGAAGACAGAGCUCGGGAAGUGGGUCGUUUCAAAGUUUACUAAGGACCAUAAUCACACACUGCUUAGUCCAAAUGAAGUUAUUUUCCUUCGAUCGCAUAGAAGUGCAUCCAAUCCUCCAAAUUGUCGUAUCAGAGUUUUUGAUGGAGCAAAAAUGGGUAUGAGUAAUACCAUGACAGCAUUCAAUCCCGAUUCCAGUGGAGUUAGCAAUAUCGGAUUCACUAGGCAAGAAUGUGGAAACCACAAUCAGAUUGGUCCGAAAAGGAGGCAGAACCUUGGAAGAGACACUGAGAAUGUCCUAGACUAUUUCAAACGUAAGAAAUCUGAGAAUGUUGCUUUCUUUUACGCAAUAGAAGUUUAUGAGGGUCGGUCCUCGUGCAGUAUGUUUUGGGCUGAUGCAAGGGCGAGGAUGGCUUGCCAUUACUUUGGUGAUGUGGUUUACAUUGACGUGACAUACAAGUCGAAUAGAUAUGGAAUGCCAUUCGUUGUAUUCACUGGAGUAAACAAUCACCAACAGUGUACGUCGUUUGGCUGUGCACUACUUCUAGAUGACACUGAAUCAUCAUUUGUUUGGCUAUUUCGGACAUGGCUUGGAGCAAUGUCCGGACGUUUCCCAGACACAAUUGUUACCGAUCAAGACCCAACAAUUGGUGAAGCAAUUGCUCAAGUAUUCCCAAACACCCGUCAUGCCUUUUGCAGGUGGCACAUCUUAAAUAAAGCCCCGAAACAGUUGUCUCAUGUAUACUAUGCACAUCCUGCUUUUCAAGCAGAACUCGAGAAAUGCUUUAACCUGACCGAGACAAUUGAAGAGUUUGAAUCUUGUUGGGGUUCACUUAUUACUAGAUAUGAACUGAGGGAAAAUGAAUGGAUCCAAUCGUUAUAUCUCACUCGCCAAAGAUGGGCCCCUGUGUAUUUGCGGGAAACAUUCUUUGCACCAGUGUCUGCAUCCCAGAGAAAUGAAUGUAUAAACUUAUCUUUUGAUGGGUACAUGAAUGAAAGCACCGCUUUGCAAGAGUUUGUUAUGCUCUAUGAGAGGACCUUGGACGGUUGGUAUGAAAAGGAACUUGAAGAGGAUGUUCUGACAGAGCAUGCCAAACCAGAUUUGAAAACAAGACUGCCCAUUGAAGAACAUGCGGCAGACAUUUAUACGAGGACAGUUUUCCUAAAAUUUCAAGAGGAAGUAUCUGAAAGCCUUGGUUAUGUUGCUGAUAAAUUCAAGGAGGACACAGCGAUGAAGACAUACAGGGUGGCGAAAUAUGAGGAGCAUCGGAAGGCACAUACUGUUACGUUCAAUGUGUCUGAAAAGAGAGCAAGUUGUAACUGUCAGAUGUUUGAGUUUUCGGGUAUUCUUUGUAGACAUGCAUUGAAGGUCCUCGAGAUGUCGAAUGUCACAGAGCUCCCUUCUCAUUAUAUCUUGGACCGCUGGACGAGAAAUGCCAAGAGUGUGGUUGUGUUGGAUGAAAGGGGCAUUGAAAUGCAAGCAAAUUGCCAAGAGUCUGAGAACUUGCGGUACAAUAAGUUAUGUAUGGAAGCCAUUAGAUGCGUGGAGGAAGGGGCAACCUCUGGAGAGAGUUACGAUGUGGCACUCUAUGCUCUAAGAGCGGCUUGGGAAAAAAUCGUUUCCUCAAAGGAGAGGUUAGCAAGAGCUGCUCAUAUUGGCACUACUGUGGUGAAUGGUGGUAGUCAUGCACCAGUGGUCAAUGGUGGCAGUCAUGCUCCGGUGAUAAAUAGUGGUACUCACCCCCUAGCGGUCCACAGUAGUAGUCACGGGGAUAUUAUAAGCGGACAAUGCGAAGUAGAUGAUACGACAAACCAUUUAACAUUAUGUGACCCUCACCAAUGGCACUCUUGGCAGCCCUAGUUCCAAUUCUAAUGGUUUUUGCAA